Molecule: messenger RNA, 1352 nt
Organism: Cladophialophora immunda
Lineage: Eukaryota; Fungi; Ascomycota; Eurotiomycetes; Chaetothyriales; Herpotrichiellaceae
Exons: 2
Coding region: 78-794 (238 amino acids)
Biological process (GO): ubiquitin-dependent protein catabolic process; protein deubiquitination
Cellular component (GO): cytoplasm
Molecular function (GO): cysteine-type deubiquitinase activity
Source: RefSeq, a predicted model, not a curated record
CGACCAAGUGCUUGGUAUUGCUGUCUCUCCGUUUCGCGGGCCACUUCAUACCGCAGACAGACCGGCAGGAAAGAAAGAUGGAAUACCGCAAGCAUUACAUUCCUCUCGAAUCGAACCCGCAGCUCUUCACCCAGCUUACUCACGAGCUCGGGCUGUCAACCGCCUUAGCGUUCCAUGACGUAUUGUCGAUCGAGGACGCCGAGCUUCUCGCGCUAGCACCACGUCCCGCGCUGGCCCUCAUCCUCGUCUUCCCUACUUCCCCGACCUACGAGGCCGAUAUCGCCGAGGAGGGCCGAGGAGCCGUUGAAUACACAAAAUGCGGCGAACAAGAGGAUAUUAUGUGGUAUAAGCAGACCAUCAAUAAUGCCUGCGGCCUCUAUGGUAUUCUACAUGCCAUCAGCAACGGGGGUUCGAGGGAUUUUGUCAUUCCCAGCUCCCACCUAGCCGACCUACUUGCGACUUGCGCGCCAUUGCAACCCUUGGAGCGUUCCGCCGUAUUAGAGGAGGACGAGCAGCUGGAAGCGGCGUACAAGACCGUUGCUCUGCAAGGAGACUCAGAGGUACCCGCCAAUCCCGAAGACGAGGUCGAUUUCCAUUACGUCUGCUUCGUCAAAUCUCACAAAAAUGAUCACCUCUACGAGCUAGAUGGCGACAAAAAAGGGCCGGUAGACUGGGGCCUCCUUAGCGAGGUGGAUGACGUCCUUUCCGAGACUGCCCUGUCGGCGGUUCGGACUUUUAUUCAACGGGUAGGGCGCGAUUCGGGCUUCAGUCUACUCGUUCUGGCUCCAGCAUGAAGAAUGGACAACGUGCCGAUUACGGGCCUGAUGAUUCACAUAUGAAAAUGGUCCUGUAAACGUUGAAGUGGAAUGUGUGGGAAAGCAGCCAGUCAUGUGGCCGGGCUUUCUGAAACUUCAAAAGAAUACAAUCAGCGGACGUAAGAGCCACGCCCUUUGAUUUCCAAGCGCUUUUAACAUUGUACGUCGACGCUGUCAAAAAAUUCGUCCGACUCAGAAUCACUUGAAUCAACCUCCAUCUGGGAAACUUUCUGGUUUCGGAAAAUAUCCUGUACUCGUUUGUCAAACCCAGCACCCAACGACAGGGUCUGUCCGGUCUGACCGUCGUCUGUCAAGGCGUCCCAGUUCAAAGCACCACCCGCAAAUCGCACGAGUUCCUCGAUGACCGCGGCGUUGUUCCAGGAUGCGGCGACAUGCAGUGCUGUCCAACCUUCGUGGUCCACGCUGUUUACGUCCGCGCCCGCCUCAAGGAGCAAUUUAACGACGUCUACCAAGUCCCUGCGUGAGCCAGUCGAAGCAGGACAGGCGAUGGCUAGAUUCAACAGAGGCAUCUCCCCG